Molecule: messenger RNA, 740 nt
Organism: Nicrophorus vespilloides
Lineage: Eukaryota; Metazoa; Arthropoda; Insecta; Coleoptera; Silphidae
Exons: 3
Coding region: 40-663 (207 amino acids)
Molecular function (GO): DNA binding
Source: RefSeq, a predicted model, not a curated record
GUUUAUAAUUGUGCUUAAAUUAAAUAGUUUAAAAGAAAAAUGGAUUUUAGAUACGCGAUUGUGAGCUACGUCAAAGACUCGACGACUUUCUAUAAGAUAGUGGAAAGAGGUGCAAUAUUUGAUAUGUAUGAUCAUAAUCAACGAUAUUACUUUAUUUCAAUAAUACAAGAUGGGUUUCAUGAAGUUUUUGACUGCAAUCUAAUUAAGACGUCGAAUUAUGAGAGUGAUCUGAGAGUGGAAAUGACUACUGUUGUAGCCAAUAACUUGGUGAAUCGUCAACCGGAGAAACCCGUCACUUACGUCGUCUCACCUGACACGAUCGAAGAGGACGUUGGUGAUGAUGAUGAAUCGGACGAUGAUGAAGCGAGCAUUGACAGAAUUACCGACGAUGUUUUGAAUGUGAUACAAUGGAGCGAUUACAGGACAGCAACGAAUACUCUACUUUCUACGGUUUUUACAAAUGAGACAUUGGCAACUCAUACUCGGUUGGGACAGAAUUAUGCUGGGCUUCAGUUGGAUCCAGAAGCUGUCGAUCGUAUAGUUUCCAUCGUUAUUGAUAGAUGCGGCGUGGAGGAAAACGAUGUGUUCGAAGUAAUUCGAAAACGAUACAAUCAAGAGAAUGCGAGAGUAAAAUAUAAACAGAAAAAAACUAGAGGUAAAUGAGAACAAGUGUUGUUAACAUAAUUUGAUUAUUUCAAAAAUGAUGGAAGUUAAACGCACAUAAACAUAUUUAAAUUAUG